AUGGGCAAACUAUUGUUCCUUGGGGAUUGCAUAGAUUUCACCAUUACUUCCAAUAUUUCUCUCACUGGAAUGGUUCUUUCAUUAAUCUUUCAAGCGACCCUCGCGUUUUGGGGUUCAAUUUCAGUGUACUUGUUGUAUCGAUAUGUCAAGUGGUGGUUCUCCCCACUUUGGCAACAAGGCAUUCCCGGUCCUGGAAGACGGGGCUUUUGGUUGGGAGAGUUCGGUCGUAUCCGAAAAGAACCCUUUAUGCAACCACACUUUGGAUGGAUCAACACCAUUGGUAGUUGGGAUGAGCCAAUGAUACACUACUCCAUCAUGUUUGGUCGGCAUUCAUUGAUCAUUCUCGAUCGUAAUAUUAUUCGAGAAAUUCUCAUUGCUCCCUAUGGGAAAACGCCGCUCAAAUACCACAAGAUUGUUGGAAAUGUCAGUAAUAUACUUGGAUGGGGACUGGUCACCGCCGAAGGCGAACAAUGGAUGCGACAUCGACAAAUCAUUCAACCUGCCUUCUUCACACAAGCAUUGAAGGAUGCUUUGAGCACACACGUGCCCAGCAUGACAGCCGAGUUUAUUGAGCAAUGGAAAAAGGCUCCACAGGGGCGAGAGAUUGACAUUGCUUCGCACAUUGCAUCUCUCACCUUGGAUAUCAUUGGUCGGGUCGCCUUUUCCCACGAAUUUCGAGCAUUGGACAGCAUCGAAGAGUGGGCGGAAGACCCGCAAGGCGAGAACAAUCUUGGAGAGAGUAAGGAUCGCUUCGUCCAAGCAAUGGCGACUGUACUCAAACCAAACUUUGUGACAAUUAUCUCCAUUCUGCUCGGCACUCCAGCUCUCGGAAAAUAUUUCAACCCAAGUGUGCGCCAGGGUCGUCGCGCAAUGGACCAAGAAGUCGAUAAGAUUAUUCGUAAUGCAAAAGAUCAACUAGAGAAAUCCAGUGAAAAUGGACACAAGGAGAAAAAAGGUGACAAGUCUCUUUUGACACUGCUAUUGGAAGCCACCAAGAGAGAUUCGAAAUUAUCUCUGAACAAUACGGAACUUAAUGACGAAGUCAAGACCUUUAUCUUUGCAGGUCACGAAACAACAGCGACGUGGUGCAAGAUGGCCAUAUAUGCACUAAUACAGCAUCCAGAAUUCCAGGAGAAAGUGUACCAAGACAUUGCUAAACAUGCGCCGUCUUCACAACUAUUAUUGGAUUUGGAAGUAGUCGACAAGAUGGAAUACUUUAAUGCGUUCAUGCAAGAAGUGCUGCGGAUGUAUCCACCAGUCGGUGCCAUUGCUCGAUACUCGGAUGAGACGAUUACUCUUGCUGGGAAAGAAAUUCCACCCAACACUCGAAUGAUCCUAUCCACCUAUGUGCUCGGACGCCACCCGAAGUACUGGGACGACCCAAAUGAUUUCAAGCCUGAACGAUGGCUGGAUAAGUCCGAGGAGUUUUCUGCCAGAAUCCGCUUUGCCUUUUUCCCUUUCUCUGCUGGUGGUCGCAACUGCAUUGGACAACGAUUUGCAACAAUGGAAGCAAAGCUUAUCAUGGCCGAGUUGAUUCGUUCGUUUGUCUUCAACCUAGCACCAUCACUGAAAGGCACCAAAUUUGAGCUCUCGAAUCUCAUUGUCAUGAGACCCAAGCCGGAUCUGAAAGUGGUGAUCAAAUCUCGCGACAAGGUGCGAUAG
This is a messenger RNA of Cylindrotheca closterium, 1662 nucleotides long. Lineage: Eukaryota; Bacillariophyta; Bacillariophyceae; Bacillariales; Bacillariaceae. The record is from the annotation of a GenBank genome assembly.